Molecule: messenger RNA, 2476 nt
Organism: Artibeus jamaicensis (Jamaican fruit-eating bat)
Lineage: Eukaryota; Metazoa; Chordata; Mammalia; Chiroptera; Phyllostomidae
Gene: KYNU
Product: kynureninase
Exons: 14
Coding region: 197-1603 (468 amino acids)
Biological process (GO): NAD+ biosynthetic process
Cellular component (GO): cytoplasm
Molecular function (GO): kynureninase activity; pyridoxal phosphate binding
Source: RefSeq, a predicted model, not a curated record
AUUACGUUAGAAAUAGUGGGAGGAACUAAAGUUAGCUCAAAAAUUCCCCACAGGGUGAACUUGGAGCAGAAGUGGUUGAAUUUCUGAACCUGAGGUUUGGUCUCUAAAUCUGCCAGAAACUCUUGAGAGAUUUUUUUCUUUUACAAGAGACCAGGAGCUGUCAACUCAUUGGAACCCUAGCUGAGUACACCUUGCAAUGGAGCCUUUACCUUUUGAAAUGCCAGCUGACACGGUGCAACGCGUGGCGUCGGAACUUAGAUGUCACCCUACAGAUGAAAGGGUCGCUCUCCGUCUUGAUGAGGAAGAUAAACUGAGGCACUUCAGGGAAUAUUUUUAUAUUCCCAAAAUGCAGGAUCUGCCUCCAAUUGAUUUAUCAUUAGUGAAUAAGGAUGAAAAUGCCAUCUAUUUCUUGGGAAAUUCUCUUGGCCUUCAACCAAAAAUAGUUAAAACAUAUCUGGAGGAAGAACUACAAAAGUGGGCCAAAAUGGGAAGCUAUGGUCACAACACAGGGAAACGUCCUUGGAUUACAGGAGAUGAGGUUGUCACAGGCCUUAUGACAGACAUUGUCGGAGCCAAUGAAAAAGAAAUAGUCCUAAUGAAUGGUUUGACUGUUAAUUUGCAUCUUCUACUGUUAUCAUUUUUUAAGCCUACACCAAAACGGUAUAAAAUUCUUCUAGAAGCCAAAGCCUUCCCUUCAGACCAUUAUGCUGUUGAAUCCCAGCUGCAACUUCACGGACUCAGCAUUGAGGAAAGCAUGCGGAUGAUAAAGCCGAGAGAGGGGGAAGAGACCUUGAGAACAGAAGAUAUCCUUGAGGUAAUUGAGAAGGAAGGAGACUCUGUCGCAGUGAUCCUGUUCAGCGGCCUGCAUUUCCGUACUGGACAGUUCUUUGAUAUGCCUGCCAUCACAAAGGCAGGGCAAGCAAAGGGUUGUUUUGUUGGCUUUGAUCUAGCACACGCAGUUGGAAAUGUUGAACUCCGCUUACAUGACUGGGGAGUCGAUUUUGCCUGCUGGUGUUCCUAUAAGUAUUUAAAUUCAGGAGCAGGAGGAAUUGCCGGCGCCUUUGUCCAUGAAAAACACACCCAUACAGUUAAACCAGCGUUAGUGGGAUGGUUUGGUCAUGAACUCAGCACUAGAUUUAAAAUGGAUAACAAGUUGCAGUUAAUCCCCGGGGCCCAUGGAUUUAGAAUUUCAAACCCUCCGAUAUUGUUGAUCUGUCCCUUACAGGCGAGUUUAGAGAUCUUUAACAAAGCAACCAUGAAAGCAUUGAGAAGAAAGUCUAUUUUGCUUACUGGUUAUCUGGAAUACAUGAUCAAGCAUUAUUAUGGAAAAGAUAAAGCAGAAACCAAGAAACCUUUUGUGAACAUAAUUACACCAUCCAACAUCAAGGAUCGUGGCUGCCAGCUGACAUUAUCAUUUUCUGUUCCAAUAACACAUGUACUUCAAGAACUAGAAAAAAGAGGAGUGGUUUGUGACAGGCGGGAACCAAAUGGCAUCCGAGUGGCCCCAGUUCCUCUCUACAAUUCUUUCCAUGACGUUUAUAGAUUUAUCAAUCUGCUCAAUUCUGUACUUGAUGCUGCAGAAGAAAAAAAUAGCAGUGUUUAGAGCAAAUUAAGCAAAUGAUAUCAAAAGCUUCUGUGAUUGUUUCAUUAUUUUUAUUCAUUUUAGUUAUUAGAAGUAUUGACCGGUUCCCUGCAGGCCAGUUCCCAGUAGGGGACGCAUGAAAGGCAACCAUACAUUGAUGUUUCUUUCCCUCUCUCCUUCCCUUCCCCUCUAAAGAUAAAUAAAUAAAAUCUUAAAAAAAAGAAGUAUUGAAAACUUACUACACAUAGCUAGCAAUAAAUUGUAUACUUCACAAAAAAAUCUGGUACAACUUUUAUGAGUCUAUGUCCCUGAGAAAUUUAUGGCUAAUUUCUUGGUGUUUUGUGAAUAAAGGUCUUCAGUGGGCCAAAUAUUAUGCUCACAAUCUUGUUUAGCUUGUAUAUUUCAUGGUCAGUGAAAUAUUUUUAUUGAUUUAAUUUAUAACUUGACUAUUUGAUCAUAUAUAUGAAUUUUGUGUCAAUUUUAUAAAUAUUACUUUAGUUUUAAUUUCCCAAAGACUUUUUUAUAAGAACCACAGUUGAACAGUCUGAUAUAUGUAUGAUUUUGCAAUAUUCUAUCUACCUCUAAUUUAAAGAACAGAAAAUACUCUUUCAAAGGCAGUGGCCUUCAAAUGUUUUUGGCCACAGUCCAUACAAAAAAAUAUAUCUAAUAACAUAAAUCAGUAUUGGUGUGUGUAUAUGCCUUAUUUUAUUUAAUUUAGUAUACUUUUUAAUAAUAUUUUAACAUCUGUGAAAGAAAAGUCAAUUUUUAAUCAACUGUUUCUUACAAUUGCUAUUGGCCAUUCUUCCCCAUUACCAUUCUUGAUAUUAGCAUAAUUAUCAUAAUGAAUAGAUAGCAUCUUGGUUCCAAUUAAAAAUGAUAUAUAUAUAACAAAAA